Sphenostylis stenocarpa is the source of this 1485-nucleotide messenger RNA. NCBI's taxonomy places the organism in Eukaryota, Viridiplantae, Streptophyta, Magnoliopsida, Fabales, Fabaceae. The record is from the annotation of a GenBank genome assembly.
AUGGAUACGACGUUGUUUGGGGUAGUGAGAUUCCAACAUCAACUCCAACCUCAAGCUCAAGGACAAGCUCAAGGUGAUCAAGAUCAAUCCCUCAACAACUCCACCACCAGUAGCAGCUCUCGAUCCUCCAGACAGCAAAACUAUCCCUACCCACCACAAGAAGACGAAGAAUGCUUCAACUUUUUCAUGGAUGAAGAAGACCUAUCCUCGUCUUCUUCCAAGCACUACUAUCCCUAUCAACCCCACCCUCCCUCCACUACACCCACCACCACCCCCACCACCACCGACCUCUCCUUCUCUCCCACACGCGACGCUGCCUUCCCUUUCCACCUCUCCGGCAAGUGGUCCCACGACAUCCUCCUCGAAACCGCACGUGCCCUCUCCGACAAGAACACCACGCGCCUCCAACAACUCAUGUGGAUGCUCAACGAACUCGCCUCCCCCUACGGCGACAUCGACCAGAAACUCGCCUCAUACUUCCUCCAAGCCUUCUUCAGCCGCAUCACCCAAGCCGGGGACCGAACCUACCGAACCUUAGCCUCGGCCUCCGAGAAAACAUGCUCCUUCGAAUCCACGCGCAAGACCGUGCUGAAGUUCCAAGAGGUUAGUCCCUGGACAACGUUCGGCCACGUGGCGUCCAAUGGCGCCAUCUUGGAAGCCUUGGAAGGAGAGCCCAAACUACACAUAGUUGACAUCAGCAACACCUAUUGCACCCAAUGGCCUACGCUCUUCGAAGCCUUGGCCACUCGAAACGACGACACUCCGCACCUCCGUCUAACCUCCCUCGUCACCGCCGCCUCUGCGCACAAGGUCAUGAAGGAAAUCGGCGCCAGAAUGGAGAAAUUCGCCAGACUCAUGGGCGUGCCCUUUCAAUUCAAAGUCGUUCAUCACUUAGGUCACCUUUCGGACUUCGAUUUCAACGUGUUGGAUAUUAAACAAGACGAGGCCUUGGCUAUUAACUGCGUCAACACUUUGCAUUCGAUAUCCGCCGUCGGGAGCCACCGCGACGCCGUGAUAUCCGCGUUAAGGAGGCUGCAGCCGAGGAUCGUGACGGUGGUGGAGGAGGAGGCGGACUUGGACGUGGGAUUGCAGGGUCUGGAGGGGUUGGAAUUCGUGAAGGGGUUUGAAGAGUGUUUGAGGUGGUUUAGGGUUUACUUCGAAGCGUUGGAGGAGAGCUUUCCGCGGACGAGCAACGAGCGGUUGAUGCUGGAGCGGGCUGCGGGAAGGGCGGUGGUAGACCUGGUCGCUUGUUCGACGGAGGAGUCGGUGGAACGGCGGGAGAGGGCGGGGCGGUGGACGAGGAGGAUGCAUGGAGGGGGCUUCAAUGCGGUGGCGUUUAGCGAAGAGGUUUGUGAUGAUGUGCGGGCGUUGUUGAGGAGGUAUAGGGAGGGGUGGGCAAUGGCACAGUGCUCCGACGCCGGAAUAUUCCUUUCGUGGAAGGAGCAGCCGGUGGUGUGGGCCAGUGCAUGGAGGGCCUUGACGUAG